AUGUAUUUUUUCUCAUUUAUCAGCAUAUUUCUCUUCUACUUCUGCAACACUGUUUUAUCUUUUUAUAUCCAGACGAAACGAUUCGACUACGAUCCAUCUCCAAUGUUGAUGUACAAUCAAAUGUAUUCUCACGAAAAGUGGAUUCCUUAUCAAUACGAAACUGAUCGACCUGUGGACGAAAAUGUAAUUCCAAACUGGGAUUCAUUGGCCGACGGCGGAACAAUCGACAAACGAGUGACAGCUGAUCAGAUAAACUCUUUAUUGAAAAAUGCUUGGCUCGAAAUGGCGGCUGAGUCAAUUUGGAGAGUCCGACCUGCCGCCAAAAAGUUCGAAACUGAUCCAAAUUUAGUGAUACCAGCUAUCCAGCAUCCGCUUGAAGAUACAGAAGUCAAAACGAAACUAGCCGAGUUUUGGACGAAAUGGGAGAAAAAGAAAAACGAAUCAAAACAGUCAGAUAACAAAGAGAAGUACGAUUUCGAGGAUCCCCUAGGAGCAACUUUCGGAGAAGCAGAGACGAAUAAUAAAGUAGAUAUUGAUGUAAUACAGCAAUCAUCAAAAGCAUCUCGAAGUUUUACUCUUGAUAACACUUUGGAAAACAGGAGAGCGGAUAGGUCCAGCUUCGAUGUAGAUCUCCCAGACUUUCAACCGUGGAGAGAGAAAAGAGCUCAAAUUGCUGUACUUGCAAAACCAAAAGAAUUCGGAAUGACACCAAUCGAUAUGCUGAAAGCCCGUCUGAAAACACUUUCAGACGAGAAGAAUCUGAAAAAUGUAACGAAAGCGGGAGAUGCUUCACAGAAGUUUUUGACCCUCCGAGAAAUCUUGAUUUCCGCCUGGACGAGAGAAGAUCGCGUUGAAGCUUUCAAGAUAAUAAUCGAAUGCACGGAACUGCUGCAGGGAAUAUCUCCAUAUUCUGAAGAAUAUCCAUAUUAUUGGCUUCUCACAAUGGAUGUGAUCGAUACUUUCGGGAAGCUUCUACACGACAGACUUCUCUAUAAAUCCAACGAGGCUCGUAACAAAAACGGCCAAACCGAUCUUCCAGUUAAUUUCAAUGUAGAACAAGUACCGAAAAAUGUCAAGGAUAUGGCAAUGAACUGGUUCUUGAAGUUGUCAGAAAUCACAGAAAUUCCUGUUAGAUUCUAUAUUGAAUGCUCAAUGAUUGGUUGUCUCAAAUUCUUCGACGAAGAGAACCUCUCCAUCAAUCUGGAAAGACUCGCAAUGAUGUGUUCUCAAUUUCCCGACGAUCUCUCUUCUGUUUUCGCUAGAGUUCACAUCUCCCGCUACAGUAUGUUCAUCGACCCAUCAAACCGUACUCCUCAUUGGAGAGUCUUCACAAUUGGAUGCAAGCUCCAAAAGAUAAAACAAGCAGCAUCGAUUGAAGGAAUAUCAUGGAUAGUUCAAUGUAUUGCUCAUCGAGCGUCUACUGUAGAAGACCUUGUUCCACUAUUCGCAUACUGUCGGAAGUCAUUUCCAUUAGAUAAAAAGACGUACAUUUUGAUAUGUGCCGUCAUCGAAGGAUUGCCUUCAAGGUACCUUGCUGUACACUCUGAGCAAGUUCUUGACAUCGUAUUUUCUCUUCGUGAAGAAUUUGAAGAUCCAUUGACACGACUUGGGAAACGGUUUUUUCAAAUGCCGCCGGUAGAAGAAAAUCGAAAGUUUGUGAAAAAAUCAGUAUGGAUGCGAGUUGCCGAUGUGGCAAACUUCCAAACAUUUGUGGAAUGUUGUACUGCAUGGACGGCAUUCACUGCGAAGUAUUACACUAUAAAGGAUAUCAAUCGAAUUCUAGAGUUGGUACAAAUCCGACUGAGAAUAGAUGACCAAACAAAGAAAAGUGAAAAUACACCUCUCCUCAUCGAGUUGAUUGCCUCUUUCAUAGGAUUCACAGCUGAAAAAGAAGACUGUCUUGAAAUCGUAAUCAACAAGAGCUUUGUCAAAAUCGUUGACCUUAUUGGAUUCGAUAUUCAAUCAACAUCAGAUUCUUCUAAAAAAAUUCUGGAAAAUUUCACGAAGCGUUUCGAGAAGCAUUCGAUUUCCAAUGUGAUAGUGUGCCAAUUUAUCAUUGAGAAAUGCCAUUCCAUGUGCAAAUCCUAUAGACUGGAAGACUCAUCAGAUGUUCAAAUCAUCGAGCAGCUUGUCUGUUCUUCUUUGUCACUGAUCGAUUUUCAAUCUAUUCCUGAUAUGGAUCAAUGCAUUGAGUUGAUUGUUCGAUGUCGGGAAGAUAUGGGAUUGCGGCAAACUAUUUUAGAACACAUCAUAAAUAUUCUCUUCGAUUUCACUCAAUUUGCUCAUCGAGCUCUGAAAUCAGGAAAGCGGAAAUCGGAUUUUAUGAGAGUCUGCAUCACUAGCUUAUCACUAACUAUCCCAGCAAUUCGAGAUGUACCGAAACGUGUAAAAUUUACUGUCCAAAAUAUCCAGAUGUGCCUCCUUGCCAAUUUCCUACCACAAGUAUCAAAAAUUAUAGAAGCCAUCGAAAUGUCAACUGAUCGAAUUUUAGAGUAUUUGAGUGAAAUCAGCACAAAAAAAAUUUCUCCAUGCUCCGCCACUUCUCCACUCGUCAAUCAAUUUCUUUCUGUUCUUUGUUACUGUCCAGAUGGAUUCAGUGAAGACUCGCCUCCACUUGUUCCGUUCUCGAAGCUUCUUGCUCUAGUUGAACGAAACCAUGAAGCCUGGUCGAAAGAAGGAAAAGGUGUUCCUCUGGCUGAAAUUUACAUCAACAUGCUGAGGUACUUGUGUAAUUUCAGACGAGUAGACUUUUUAACAUCCGAUGGCAGCCAAGAUUUUCAUAUUGGAGAUACAGAUUUUUUAACUUUGGUUGAUGCCAACAUUUCCGAUGUUAACGCCAAACUGUUCUCUCUUGCCAACGAGCCAACGGUUGCUGUAAUAACUCUGGAAAACGUUGUCAUGCUCUUUGAAGUUCAUGAAGAGGUAUUAGACCUGGAACACAGCGUCCGAAAUGUCUUUUUUCAGAUGCGUUCCACAAUUCGAGGUCUUCUAAAACGGUCUGUAGGAGCACCGCCUCAUCUUGAAAAGCGUCUAGAAGCCAUAGUUCAAGAUAUGCGAGACGAGGCUGAACAAGAUGAAAAUGUAAAAAGUAUCCUGCAACGUUUAUCACUUUUAUAG
Messenger RNA from Caenorhabditis briggsae, 3117 nucleotides. The record is from RefSeq and is a predicted model, not a curated record. Gene Ontology annotation, cellular component: endosome. The transcript has 14 exons. The coding region runs from base 1 to 3117 and encodes 1038 amino acids. NCBI's taxonomy places the organism in Eukaryota, Metazoa, Nematoda, Chromadorea, Rhabditida, Rhabditidae. Gene Ontology annotation, biological process: endocytic recycling.